CUGUGCAAGACAUUGGGCAUAUAGGACUGACGACAAAUUUUGAGAGACUUUGUGAUCUCGUGGGAAAUGCAGACAAGUGAUGAUCACUAAACAAAAAUUCGACCAGAGAAAAUGCUGAAAUAGAAGUUACAGAUGCAUGGGAUUUGCUGAAUGAAAUAUAAGCAGUUAAUUUUUGUAACGUGGGCGAAAGCCAAAAUUGCCAAGUUACAUGUGUAAAUCACUGCGUUAUUGCUUUAGUCAUUGCCUCUAUUUAGCAAUGACAAGACUGGAAGAAGUAAACAGAGAAGUGAACAUGCAUUCUUCAGUGCGUUAUCUUGGCUAUUUAGCCAGAAUCAAUUUACUGGUUGCUAUAUGUUUAGGUCUUUAUGUAAGAUGGGAAAAAACAGCAAAUAACUUACUUUUGGUAAUUUUUAUUCUUGGUCUUUUUGUUCUUGGAAUUGCCAGCAUCCUCUAUUAUUAUUUUUCAAUGGAAGUAGCAAGUUUAAGUCUCUCCAAUCUUUGGUUUGGAUUCUUGCUUGGCCUCCUAUGCUUUCUUGAUAAUUCAUUCUUUAAAAAUGAUGUGAAAGAAGAAUCAACCAAAUAUUUGCUUCUAACUUCUAUAAUAUUAAGGAUAUUAUGUGCUUUGGUGGAGAGAAUUUCUGGUUAUGUCCACCAUCGGCCCACUUUACUAACCACAGUUGAAUUUCUGGAACUUGUUGGAUUUGCCAUUGCCAGCACAAUUAUGUUGGUGGAAAAAUCUCUCAGUGUCAUUUUACUGGUUGUAGCUUUGGCCAUGCUGAUUAUUGACCUAAGAAUGAAGUCUUUUCUAGCUAUUUUAAACUUAGUUAUUUUUGUAGUCUUAUUAUUUUUCUCCUCAUUGGAUACUCCCCAAAAUCCAGUUGCUUUUGCAUGUUUUUUUAUUUGCCUGAUAACUGAUCCUUUCCUUGACAUUUAUUUUAGUGGACUUUCAGUGACUGAGAGGUGGAAACCCUUUUUGUACCGUGGAAGAAUUUGCAGAAGACUUUCAGUUGUUUUCACUGGAAUGAUUGAACUUACAUUUUUUAUUCUUUCAGCAUUUAAACUUAGAGACACUCAUCUCUGGUAUUUUGUAAUACCAGGUUUUUCCAUUUUUGGAAUUUUCUGGUUGUUUUGUCAUAUUAUAUUUCUUUUAACUCUUUGGGGAUUUCAUACCAAAUUAAAUGACUGCCAUAAAGUAUAUUUUACCCACAGAGUAGAUAACAACAGCCUUGAUAGAAUCAUGGCAUCCAAAGGGAUGCGCCAUUUUUGCUUAAUUUCAGAGCAGUUAGUUUUUUUUAGUCUUCUUGCAACAGCUGUUUUGGGAGCAGUUUCCUGGCAGCCAACAAAUGGAAUCUUCUUGAGCAUGUUUCUAAUUGUUUUGCCAUUGGAAUCCAUGGCUCAUGGGCUCUUCCAUGAAUUGGGUAAUUGUUUAGGAGGAACAUCUGUUGGAUAUGCUAUUGUGAUUCCUACCAACUUCUGCAGUCCUGAUGGCCAGCCAGCACUUCUUCCACCAGAACAUGUGCAGGAGUUAAAUUUGCGGUCCACUGGCAUGCUCAAUGCUAUCCAAAGAUUUUUUGCACAUCAUAUGAUUGAGACCUAUGGGUGUGACUAUUCCACAAGUGGACUGUCUUUUGAUACUCUACAUUCCAAACUGAAAGCUUUUCUUGAACUUCGGACUGUGGAUGGACCUAGACACGAUACAUAUGUUUUGUAUUACAGUGGGCACACCCAUGGUACAGGAGAGUGGGCUCUUGCAGGUGGAGACAUACUACGCCUGGACACACUUUUAGAAUGGUGGAGAGAAAAGAAUGGUUCCUUCUGUUCUCGACUUAUUAUUAUAUUAGACAGUGAGAAUUCAACCCCUUGGGUGAAAGAAGUAAGAAAAAUAAGUGACCAGUAUAUUGCAGUGCAAGGAGCAGAGUUGAUGAAGACAAUAGAUAUUGAAGAAGCCGACCCACCACAGCUGGGUGACUUUACAAAAGACUGGGUAGAAUAUAACUGCAACUCCAAUAAUAGCAUCUGCUGGACUGAAAAGGGACGCAAAGUGAAAGCAGUAUAUGGUGUGUCGAAGCAGUGGAGCGACUACACUCUGCAUUUGCCAACGGGAAGUGACGUGGCCAAGCACUGGAUGUUGCACUUUCCUCGUAUUACAUAUCCACUAGUACAUUUGGCAAAUUGGUUGUGUGGUCUGAACCUUUUAUGGAUCUGCCAAAGUUGUUUUAGGUGCUUGAAAAGAUUAAAAAUGAGUUGGUUUCUUCCUACUGUGCUGGACACAGGACAGGGCUUUAAACUUGUCAAAUCUUAGUUUGAAAACCAAAGGAGAAUAUUAUUAUAAGAGUUCAUACUACAAGUUAUCACUAGUUUGCCAGUUUUUGUACAUUAUAUUCUUAUUUGUGAAAAAUAUCCUGUUACUUCUGUAGCUGCUCUCACUUUGUCUUUUUUUCAAGUAAUUAUGGUAUGUAAGUAGUUGGGAAUAAACAUUCUUUUAUACUAAAAGUAUGUAGAGAUUCAGAAAAUUCUGACUGUAAAUGCAUGAGAUGUAAAAAUAACAGUGCACUUUGAGAUGUUUGCAUUAGAAAGAAAACACUUGUCUAUGCUCUGCAGUGAAGAAUUAAUGAAGAAUUAAUUACUCAUGCCUUAUUUUCUAGGCAUAGACCAGGAUGUUUACUAUUAUAAGGAAACAGAGUUUGCAUACAAAAGAUUUUUUUUGUGAACAGUAGGUUUGUGUCCAAGACCAUUUGAAAAAUUACAAACUCUUUCUUAGGAAAGAAAAAAGAAGUCUACCUGAAAUGCAUGCAAAAUUUGCUUUUGGCCAUUACAUUCAGAUGCCUUGGUUGUGAUCUAGCACAAAUUACUGUUUAGAU
This is a messenger RNA of Myotis brandtii (Brandt's bat), 2861 nucleotides long. It is a transcript of the gene TMEM168, whose product is annotated as transmembrane protein 168. The transcript is spliced from 5 exons. The record is from RefSeq and is a predicted model, not a curated record. The coding region runs from base 209 to 2302 and encodes 697 amino acids. NCBI's taxonomy places the organism in Eukaryota, Metazoa, Chordata, Mammalia, Chiroptera, Vespertilionidae.